GGAGAGACAAAGAAGAUCUGGUUGUCCCAACGUCGGGGGGUAGGUACGACGUGCACCUGAAGAAGAGGCAGCGCGUCGCAGUAUACUGGGAGGAGGAGGUAUCUGAAGUGCGUCGCUGCACCUGGUUUUACAAGGGAGACAAGGACAAUAAGUAUAUUCCCUACUCGGAGACCUUCAGCGAAGAACUGGAGGAAGCUUACAUGAUUGCUGUGACCCUGGACGAGUGGAAGAAGAAACUGGAGUCCCCUAGCAGGGAAAUCAUUAUCUUGCACAACCCAAAGCUGAUGGUGCACUACCAUCCGGUUGCCACCUCCGAUGACUGGGGCUCAACUCCUACGGAACAAGGUAGACCUCGGACCGUGAAGAGAGGAGUAGAAAACAUCGCUGCCGAGAUCCCCAAUGGAGAGCCGCUGCAAAUCGAUCACCUGGUUUUCGUGGUGCACGGGAUCGGCCCAGCGUGCGACAUUCGGUUCAGGAGCAUCAUCCAGUGCGUGAACGACUUCAGGAACGUUUCCCUGAGCAUGCUGCAAGCGCACUUCAAGAAAGCUCAGGAGCAGCAGCAGAUCGGCCGGGUGGAGUUUCUACCUGUGAACUGGCACAGCUCCCUCCACUCUACCGGGGUGGACGUUGACCUGGAGCGAAUCACUUUGCCGAGCAUCAAUCGCCUGCGUCACUUCAUCAACGACACCAUCCUGGACGUUUUCUUUUACAACAGCUCCACCUAUUGCCAGACCAUCGUGGACACGGUGGCGUCCGAAAUGAACCGCCUGUACCAGCUCUUCUUGCAGAGGAACCCGCUCUUCAAAGGGGGGGUCUCCAUUGCAGGGCACAGCUUGGGGUCGCUCAUUUUGUUCGAUCUCCUGACGAACCAGAAGGCCGCUCCCGAGGAGGACGAGCAGAGCGAAGAGGGGUCCAGGACAGCCUCAAGCAAUGGGGGUAUUGAGGAAGUAAAAGAAAUCCUGAAGAAGCUGGAGCUGUCUGAAUAUUGCGAUGUUUUUGAGAAGGAGAAAAUGGACAGGCAAGCACUGUUCUUGUGCACAGAGAAAAAUCUUAAAGAAAUGGGAAUUCCCUUAGGACCAAGAAUGAAGAUACUUCAUUACAUCAGCUCCAAGAUGGAGAUGCAGGUUUGUCUCCUGCACGGCUUGUGCUCAUCCAGGCCACAUCCCAUCCCUGGGUCCCCGUCACAGCGUGACCCAGACAGUACAGAUGAUGGCAAGAAUUGCCAAUACCGGGACGUUGGCUUAGGACAGGUCUCGGCAAACUAUCCUCAGCUAAACUACAAGCCCACCAUCUUCUUUGCUUUUGGGUCUCCCAUCGGGAUGUUUCUCACGGUGCGAGGAGUGAAGCGGAUCAACCCAAACUACAGCCUGCCCACCUGCAAAGGCUUCUUCAACAUCUUCCACCCUUUUGACCCGGUGGCGUACAGGAUUGAGCCGAUGAUCGUCCCAGAUCUGGAGUUUGAGCCCAUGCUGCUGCCUCAUCACAAGGGCAGGAAGAGAAUGCACCUAGAGCUGAAAGAAGGGCUGACUCGCAUGAGUGUGGACCUGAAGAACAACUUGCUGGGAUCCCUGCGGGUAGCCUGGCAGUCCUUCACUCGAGCCCCACUGCCAGCUGUGGAGGCGGCGAAUACCGACGCCGAAGUGGAGGCAGAGGCCAGCGCGGAGAAGCAGCCAGAGACAAAGCCAGAUGAGACCCCCGCAGCAGUGAAGGAAGAGGCCACCCUUAUUAAUGUGGGGAGGCUGAACGGAGGGAAUCGCAUAGACUACGUGCUGCAGGAGAAGCCAAUAGAGAGCUUUAACGAGUAUUUAUUUGCACUACAAGGGCAUCUCUGCUAUUGGGAAUCGGAAGACACCGUUCUGCUGGUUCUGAAGGAGAUCUACCAGACGCAAGGCAUUACACUGGAUCAACCUUUGCCAGGAAGCCAGUGA
Pelecanus crispus (Dalmatian pelican) is the source of this 1928-nucleotide messenger RNA. The record is from RefSeq and is a predicted model, not a curated record. NCBI's taxonomy places the organism in Eukaryota, Metazoa, Chordata, Aves, Pelecaniformes, Pelecanidae.